Culex pipiens pallens (northern house mosquito) is the source of this 1878-nucleotide messenger RNA. RefSeq lists its product as uncharacterized. The record is from RefSeq and is a predicted model, not a curated record. Lineage: Eukaryota; Metazoa; Arthropoda; Insecta; Diptera; Culicidae. The transcript is spliced from 2 exons. Bases 1304 to 1834 code for a protein of 176 amino acids.
AUUCUUGAAAACGUUGCUUGUUGAAUUCCCCCGCAAAUCUCUGCAGAUUUUUCUGCAGAGCGCACGUGAACUUUUUGAAGGCCGCACGUAGUGCACAACGCAAGGCCUGCUAGAUACUCUAUACUGGCCCUACUCCGAGCACGCACCAUUGGCCUACAUGUGGGUCGUUGAUGUGCAAUAAAUUACGCGUAAACGUCGAAACUGGUCUACUACGCACUUACAGAUUAUCACUCCACUACCAUAUGAUUAGCCUAUUAGCGGAGACGUCCUUGUACUACGUCACAUGCGGGGCAUUCACCUGAACGGCAAGCUCUCUCCGACAAAUCAGUGCAGUGUCGGAGUCCGAACGCAGCGACGUCACUUCGACGUUGUCAUGCUAACUUGUCGUAUGUCACUUUUUGACGUUCCGCGUUAAAUGUUUGACCUUGAAUAAACAAAAACUAGAGCUCGCAAAGUAAACAAUAACAAACACGUCCUGAAGUUUAUUUGAAUUUGGUUGCCGGAGUCCAGAGCUAUAAUUAAUAAUGUUUAAAGUAGUCAGGCAAUUACGUUUGUCAAUCUGCUUCUGACUAAAUUAUCUUUGGCCAGUUGUCACACUUGCAGUAAUUUUCAGGAGGUGUGAAGAAACCACGAUCAGGUCCAAACUACAUUUCUAUGAUGAGUGACAACAGUGCACGAAGUUUUUCCAGUUUUGUUGAAUAUCUCAGGACAAAAAUCAAAUUUUGGGGAUUUGUGAAGGUCAAGGCUUCAUUUACUCAAUUUGGCCCAAAAUCGACGUGCGACAAGAUAGCAUGACCACGAAGACUUGUGAUCAGCACUAAUCACCUUAUUACCGCGUUGAGUGACAGAAUAAGAUUAGCUAAUGCGUAAUGGACAGCGCGCACCUCGACUAAGGUGAACAACACGUACUGAUCAAUUAGUUCCGUACGCGUGCAACUACGCAACUACGUUUUAUGACUCAAUCUGGACAGUCUAGAAGCUCUAGCGGAUCAAAUCUCGAGCACAGUUAAAUGGAAACUAACUGAUUCAACGGUUUGAAAUGCCAACAGUGUGUUGAUAACUGAUCGGAUUCCAGUUCGGAAAACCCGCGAUCAGUCCUGCAACUUUGUGCAGAUUGCGCCGAACGCGAUCGCAGGCAAGGCUUGUGCCCUCAACCCGCGAUAAUGAUCUACCGCGUGACACGUAAACCGCACUCUACACGAGAGUAGGCGCGAGGCAGUGCUCGUCGAAGCAACCGGUGACCCGGACUCAGUACCGCGCCGACUCCUCGACUGUGUUGAUCAUCGCAGCAGUCCUCCUCACAAUGACGUCACGAAACUGGUGGACCAUUUUGGGCCCGGCGACAGUGGUCACUGUGAUCGCGCUUGUGCUUAUCGAUCGAGGGGCGGCCUUGGAUUGCCAUUUCUGCAUCGGGAUCGACGCCUGCAACUACACCGCUGAAGUGAAUCGGUCGUUGGCCGAGAUCGACGACAAGGUCGUUAGCUGUACGGCUGAGCUGGUGCAUCUGACAAACGAGUCCCUGGCGGGGUUCAUGCCGACACUGCGCUGGACGCCGGUGCGCAGCACCGACGAGUUCCAGUGUGUACACGUGCGAGCGACGUCCCUAGCGGACAUCACGUUCCUGUUCAUCCGGGGUUGCACCUACGCGACCAACAAUCAAUCGUUCUGUGAUCUACGGCAUUCCAGCUUCCAGGGAAGGCGCGAGUGUGUGGCCUGUGACGAUGCCGAUAGCUGCAAUGACGUCCCAAGUAGCGCCACCAGAUCUUGGAUUGCCUGGCUUACUACGAUUACCGCAAUGCUCAUUGCAGCAAGCACUGCCGCCGUCAACCGGUGAUGAUGAGUACUCAAUAAAGACUGUAAUUUUAGCCGCAGACGUCA